AUGGUACCUGAAAAAAGGAAACAAGACGUGGAGAAGGUAGAUGUGGCCUUGAAUGAUUCGCCAGUUGCAAAGAAACCCAAAAUCGAAGCGGACUCGGUGCCUGCUCAGGACCCAAACUGGACCCUGUAUGUGAAGAACCUCAACGAUAAGCUCCAUUUGAAGAUGAUGAAAGAGCAGCUGUAUGUGAUGUUUUCAACGUUUGGAGAUGUUGUUGCUAUUGAAUACAGGCCGAAACAGAAUAUGCGUGGUCAGGCCUUUGUGUCGUUUGGCAGCAUAGAAGAUGCUUCUUUGGCACUAAAGGGCUUGCAAGGCGACCUGUUCUUCGGCAAACCAUUGAGUAUAGAAUUUGCCAGACAAACGAGUAAAGCUAUCGAAGUGUUUUCUACAGAGACACAAAAUGGGAGCUGA
Molecule: messenger RNA, 408 nt
Organism: Kuraishia capsulata CBS 1993
Lineage: Eukaryota; Fungi; Ascomycota; Pichiomycetes; Pichiales; Pichiaceae
Exons: 1
Coding region: 1-408 (135 amino acids)
Biological process (GO): mRNA splicing, via spliceosome
Cellular component (GO): U12-type spliceosomal complex
Molecular function (GO): pre-mRNA intronic binding; U12 snRNA binding
Source: RefSeq, a predicted model, not a curated record